Camellia sinensis is the source of this 1245-nucleotide messenger RNA. RefSeq lists its product as uncharacterized. NCBI's taxonomy places the organism in Eukaryota, Viridiplantae, Streptophyta, Magnoliopsida, Ericales, Theaceae. The record is from RefSeq and is a predicted model, not a curated record.
UUUUUUAUCUCCAAGCUCAAAUUACUCCAAAAAUGAGUAACACAAAAACCACCUCCAAAGCUCCGAUUACUCGCCGGAACUCAGGCGAGUCCGACAAGUACUCCGGUGAAUCCGAAAGCCCGGGUCUCAUGAUUUUUGAGUUUUUGGAGGACAAUGAAAAGUCGCCGGACAGUUCGUGCAACUCCGGCAAUAGCUUCGACAUUGACGACUUUGUCGAAAACGAUGACGAGGAAGAUGAGAAUUGUUACGAUGGUGAAGGCAACACCAACAGGGCCUUUUGGGAGUCUCAGGAGCAGCUUCUCCAGGCGACAUUGCGUAGAAGUACCUCUCUUGAAUCGAAAAUUAGGCAAGCCACGAAGGAUGCUUUGAGGGAAUUGAAUUCGGAGGGUGUUGGUUGCGUUUGUCGGAGACCGGUGUCGGAUAAUUGCCGGAAUUGUAUGCAAAAUGAAAUCUCGAAUCGGCUUCGAACUGCAGGUCAUAAUUGUAUCAUUUGCAAGUCCAAGUGGAAGGGCUCUCCAGAUAUACCCUCAGGAGAGCAUACCUAUUUGGAAGUGAUGGACAAUACAAGUUCAAAGAGAGGAGAGACAAUAAGGGUGGUCAUUGAGCUGAAUUUUAGGGCUGAAUUCAAGAUGGCGAGAGCUAGCGAAGAGUACAACCACUUAAUCCACCAGCUACCCGAAGUGUUUGUGGGGAAAGCCGAGAGGUUAAGAGCCCUAAUCAAGAUAUUGUGUUAUGCAGCCAAGAAGUGCAUGGAAGCUAAAAAGAUGCAUAUGGCUCCCUGGAGGAAGCAUAAGUACAUGCAAUCUAAGUGGUUUGGCAAGCAUGAGCAAAUCAAUAGUACUAAUAGUACACUAGCACCAAUCAUGCCAGUUAAGCAUUUAGACCGGCCACCAAAGCAGAGGGCCUCCAUGCUUACCUUUGAUCUGCUAGAGAAUAUGCCUAGUUUUCAUUGUAGUGCUGCUAUUAGAGUUGUUUGAUGAUGAAGAAAGUUUUGCUACUCAGAUCAGUUUUGUCCUUCAGAUUAUGAAUAUUACAUUGUAUAUUUGCGAGAUAAGAGCUUUUGAAUGUCCCAAAAAUAAGUGGAGUAAUCUUAAUGAAAGAGUCUUUGUAAUGGUGAGCCCACAAUUCCAUGUGUACGGUUAUAAUUAUUUUUUGUAGUUAAUGUUGUGGUUGGUUUUGUUUUGAGACUUGUUGAUAUCUCAAUGUUAAAAAAUCAAGGUCUAAUUGAGAUUGUUGUUUUGGAGA